Psylliodes chrysocephalus is the source of this 4865-nucleotide messenger RNA. Lineage: Eukaryota; Metazoa; Arthropoda; Insecta; Coleoptera; Chrysomelidae. The record is from the annotation of a GenBank genome assembly.
UUUAAAAUGGCGUACCAAAGUUUGGUGAGCUAGUGCAUACAAAAUUAUAAAUGGAAUACAUGUUUAAAAUGAGCUUCUCGAAGAAAAAACUGUGCAAAUAGUUUGCCGGUUACAUGAACUAUACAAGAAUACGCAUUUUCAGCAUUAGUGACUUAAUCAAAUAUCCGAUUUCGAGUGGUUUUUGCUUAUGAAUAGACCUUGUCCACAUCUUAUGUAGCCAUAUUUAUGAAAUUUAUAUUAAAAAUAUUCCCGUUUCCUGCAAUUUCAAAUGAGAAAUGGGAUGGCUAUGCGACAUGAUUUAAACACCUCGAAUCAUGGAUCCAGUAGGGCCAUGGUACGCCGCCCCCUAUAACCGUCUUGCCAGCGUGCAAGCGGGAACAGGCAGCGGCGAAUUACACCACCAUUUAGCUACGACGACAGCCGGCGGAGCCCCGCCCACCACCACAGCCCAACUCCUGCCCGGCGGCUUCCUCUCCCCACCCCCCGUCGGCUACGAAUCAGUAUUCCCCCUAUUCCACCAUGCAGCCGCCGGCGCGAAACCCGCCGCGGCCGCUCAUUACGUUUCCCAAGUCACCCAGCAGAGGGCGCAAGCGCUCGCUCAAGCCGCCGCCAAUAAACAGGCGCAGGAAGGCGAUUUCCAUCCCCAAACCCAAGCUUUUUUCGAGCAAGGCAACGCCUGGCAGCAGAGCAGCCCGUUCGGGAUAUUACCGCACGAGAGCGUCGUAGCGACGACUACGAGUAAGACCUACGAAAAUUUCAACGCUCACUUCGCGGCAGCCCAAAGCAUUAAUAAUCAUUUGAAUUCUCAACUUGCCAAAUCGGGUACUAACAGGGCUCAAAGUCCGCAGGUGUCUUCUGCGUCCACCAAAACAAAUGCAUCACAAGGCAAUUCGAGUAGCUUUUUCCAAGUACCAUCCAGCGUGUCCGAUAAUACCUCAAACACCAACAAGGCUUUCUCGUCGGCCAACACCUCGAACAUCCAACAAUCCUGUAUCGUAUCGUCGCCUCCGACGACCGUUUCGAAGGAAUACAGGGUGCCGCAACCGCCUUCUCGUACUACUUUCCUACCGUCUCCGAAUGCUUCCCGUACUACCAUCGAAAAGGCCUUCGCUUCGCCGCCCAGCAAGCAACAGGCGUCUCCGGUCCAACAGCAGAUCCAGACCAAGGCGCAAACUAAGAUAUACUCGGAGCUGGGCAGCCAGCAGGAGCGCCAACAACGCGCCGCCAACGAGGAGAACCAGAGCCAAUCGUCGCCUAUUAGUUUUUCGAUUAUGGACGCUCCGGGAAGGUUGAAUUACGCCGGUAGUAAUUCUUCUGGCAAGAGGCCGCCGCAAUUCCAGCAUAAUUAUCGACAUUAUCCGCAGCAGCAGGGCGGGGCUAACGCUGCUGAGGAAUUCCAGAGGCCGAAGAGUGGGUCGGAUUAUAACAAUUCGAAUGGGCCGGAUUGUAAUGUCGUCGUACCGCGACGACCUAGUCCACUUCAAGCACAUUCCCAGGCGUCUCCGUUAGGUCAUGCACAAAGCCCGGCCUAUCCGAUGUACAACAGCCCCAUGAAUUCUAUAUCGUCGCCGCAGCAAAGUUCCAGUAAUCAAGUAGCUCCGCCGUCUCCUCUGGACGUCUCGGUACCGCGACCGAGUUCGCAAACCGGCAACGUCGCCUAUCCGUCUGUCAUAACGCGCGCGUUGAAUCACGAAAAGAAUUUCCCGGAACGCUACGAACGGCCCAAUCACAGCAAUCAGCAGAAUCAAAAUUGUUGGGACGAAAGACAGCAAGCCCAGCGUAAAUUUCCUCCCAACCAAUCGGGUUCGCAAUCCAGCACCAAUUACGCGUCGAAUAACAAUUUAGAGAUGACCAGGACGGAACCGAAUCAACAGAGGAUCGUCAUCGAACGACAAAACACCUAUUUCGAUUCCAAUAGCGGCCACCAGGUCACUUUGCAGGACCUGUCCAGUUGCAGGGGCGAUCCGAUGAGCAUCGUCAAGAAUCUGCAACAGCAGCAGCAACAAAGUUGCGCCGUACCGCAAGAGAUUAAGACGGAGGCCAAGCCGCCGAUUAAGAGGAGGAAGAGCAGCGAUAAACCGCCGCCGCCGCCCGAGAUGCACAAUCUGCCAAGUCGAAUUCCACCACCGGCUCACAGUUCCGGCGCCAACCAACCGCAACAAAACGGCGCCUACUUCGACUUCGACAGAUGGAAUCUCCCGCCGCCGACUUCCAAAAUAUUCACGUCGCAACCGUUACACCAACAACACCAAGGAUUGAUGGUGCCGCAUCCGCACGGCCAUCAUCCCCCGCCUCCUCUGCCGUAUUUCGCUCCCUUCCACAUACCCCCUCAUCCCGAAUACCCCUCGUCCGUCGAACUCACUCCGCUCACCAAUUACAGCGAACAAUCACCGCAAGCUUCCAAUCAGUACCAGCCUCAACAGCCCGAGGAACAUCCCAAGGUCGUCGUGCCGAAUAUCGAGGAGGAACUUAAUUUUCUUUCUCAAGAUGCGACUAGAUCUUCGGUGCCGAAUAACCAACACCACGGCGGUCCUCAGCAUCAGAAAUCAUUGAAUUCCGGCGCUAAUAAACCCCCCGAAAAACCCACCGGCGCCGGCUCGGGCUUCAUGAGUAGCUACUUAAAGUUUCUCCAAGGAGAACGGGACACGUCACCACCGCCGGCGAUGCGCGGCGGCGGUAACAGAAAACAAUCGACUUGGCCUCGCGCUCCCAUGAAAGGCAUCGACGAUAAAUCGCCGGAUAGCAACGGAGUACCGACUCCGACUAACCCUCAACAACCGAUGCCUUCGUCGGCUUCUAUUCCCCCGCUACCGACCACCCUCCCGCGACUGUCCACCCAGGGGGACCCCCAAGACGAUCCCAGGUACUUCCCUUUACCCAAAGAACGCAAGCGCAACAGCUUCGACAGCUCCGAUGACGGUUUCAGCUCGGACGACGAUUUUUUCGGACACAAGAAGAAACACCAGGCGGCCGCCGCCGCUGCGGCGGCGGGACAAGAUAACAAAGAAGUCAAAGAUAAAGACGACAAGGGCAAGGAGAAGGACAGGGAGAAAAAGAAGGAUAAAAUAAAAGCUGACAAACCGGAUAAACCGAAAAAACCGAAGGGCGACAAACCACCGAAGCCCGAAAAAGAAAAAAAGCAUAAAGAGAAGAAAGACAAGAAAAAGGAUAAGGACAACAUAGACGAUUUACCUAAGAGGGAAUCCACGAAGAGGGCGGCGAAGAAAAAGGGAAAUUUAUCGGAUAUGGGAAAGGACGAUGAACCUGAGGAACCGCCGGAGUUUCAAGAUUCGGAUUCCGAUCCCGCUUGGACGCCGGCGGCCAAUACCGAUCCCGAAGACGUCAAUUUACCUCUAAAAUCGAAACGGAGAGGCAGACCAUUGGGCAGUAAAUCGAAGAAGGGACUCAAAAAUCUGAUUUCGGCCGCCGCUCAAGGUGCCGGCAUCAACGAGGGCGACGAAUACUCGUCGAACGAUCACGUUCACAAGAAGAAAUCGUCGCAUAAGAACAAGCAUCUACACCAACAGGGGCCUCAGCAAUCGAACACGGCGCCUACGUUGGAAGACAACAUCGCCGCUUCGAUACAAAACAGUAUUCCGCCGCCCAGCGACGAAUUGCCGUUCAAGCCUGGAGAAUUUGUUGUAAUCAAAUCUGAUCUGAAAGAAGAAUGGCCGGACAUUUGGAGGGUAGAUGGAAAGACUUUGCUGCAGAAAUAUGAACCGUUUGAGCAAAACGGUGUUACGUUAUAUAGGAACAUAUCUACGUUUACUUCGUGGAGUCCGGAAAGCAAAAAACAGUACUUGGCCGUACCAGUGAAAUACAGAUCGCAGAGUCAAUUAGAAACCGUCGUGGAAUUUCUAAAGAGCGAGAUGACCAUAAUAGACCACGUAUAUCAGGAACAAUGCAUGAAGCAAUCCGAAGCUUAUCAGGAUAACUUUGAGGUGUACAUACAGACUCUGAUAUCGCAAGCGUUGGAUAGCAACUUCCUUAUGGAGAUAUUCCAUGAAAAAGAUGAUUACUUCCUAUCGAACGUACAAACCAUCGACGACAUAACGGACAGCAAGAAACAGAAGUUCUUCAAUUUGUUGAGGUGGCCGGCGGCCGUACAAUCGGCCGUAUGCACGUGGCCUUGUUUCAACGUCAUCCGAGAGGUCAGCCCGGCCGAUACGGAAACGAAGUUGUGCGCCGCGUGCGGCAGGACCGGCGUGGCCGUCAGGGUGCUGAUGUACGGCCAGCCGUACAACGCGACCACACUCGAGGGUUGCCAGCCCGAUCCCAAUGCCAUAAAUGAAAAGGACUUCUUAAUGUGUAGAUUAUGUGUAACCCAAGUGGAACUUUUGAACAAAGUGACUCAUCAAAAGUAUCUUAUGUAUAUAGAAUGUGCAAAACGUGUUAGUGAAAAACGGACUAAUGAUACGACUAAAGAUACUACGUGUAUAUUAAAUGAAUUAUUGGCGGACGAGGGCUGGCUGAAUCAAUUAUUCAUGGAGGUGCGAAAUUCCUGGGCGGAUAUAGACAGCAUAGACUAUAGUUAUAGAACAAAAAAUUCAGUGCAUUCGCAGUGAUUUAAGAGUUGAACUUUUAAUUUAAGACGUAAUAAUUUAAAUCAAAAUUGUGUAUAUUUGAUGAGAGUUUAUAUGAAUAAUAUUAAAAAAAUUGUAAUUAAUAUAGGAAUAGUGAUCGAUAUGCAUAAUAUUGAAUUUAAGUACGUAAUCUGUUUUAUAUGGUUAAAAAAUUUACCAUGGCAUGCUGUGCAUUUUUUAUUUCAGUGCUCUAACGUUUUUUAAAAAGUGAUAUUGUAUUAUUUGUUAAUUAUUAUUUUGUAAAUUUUCAGCAUUGGUUAUUUAUAACGAGCACACACACUC